Molecule: messenger RNA, 1950 nt
Organism: Trachemys scripta elegans
Lineage: Eukaryota; Metazoa; Chordata; Testudines; Emydidae
Gene: ACTL7A
Product: actin like 7A
Exons: 1
Coding region: 29-1279 (416 amino acids)
Cellular component (GO): nucleus; cytoplasm
Source: RefSeq, a predicted model, not a curated record
UCAACAUCUAUGACAAAAGAAAAAGGAAAUGUCAGUCAAAGGAAGCACCAGUUCUGUAGCGGUAGCAACAAUCCAGGAAGGUCCUGCAAAACGGGCGGUACUAGUUAGGGCCAGUAAAAAGCCUAAAGAGGAUAGCGCUUCAUCAACUCAGAGAAGCCCCAAGAUUGUGAAGGAGACUAGAGCAGUGAUCAUAGACAUUGGCACAGGUUACUGUAAGUGUGGAUUUGCUGGAGAGCCUCGUCCCUCCCAUGUUAUUUCAUCUACAGUGGGCAAGCAUUUCCAGGAGACUGCUAAAACUGGGGACAAUCGCAAAGAAACCUUUGUUGGAAAAGAACUUCAGGAUGUGAAAAUACCCCUAAAACUGGUCAAUCCCUUGAGACAUGGCAUAGUGGUCGAUUGGGAUUGUGUCCAAGACAUUUGGGAAUACAUUUUCCACAAAGAGAUGAAGAUUCAGCCAGAGGAGCAUGCUGUCCUGGUAUCAGACCCUCCACUGAGUCCUACCACCAACAGGGAGAAAUAUGCCGAGAUGCUGUUUGAAACGUUCUGCACUCCUGCCAUGCAUAUCGCCUACCAGUCCAGAUUAUCUAUGUAUUCAUACGGAAAGACCUCCGCUCUUGUGGUAGAAAGUGGCCAUGGUGUUUCAUAUGUGGUCCCUAUCUAUGAAGGUUAUACUAUGCCAAGUAUUACUGGACGAGUAGACUAUGCUGGAUCAGACCUCACCCAUUACCUCAUGAAGUUAUUAAAUGAGGCUGGGAAAACAUUUACUGGGGAACAACUAAGUAUGAUAGAGGACAUUAAGGAAAAGUGUUGCUAUACGUCUCUGGACCUUCAGCAUGACAUGAGUUUGCCUCUCCGGAAACAGCAGGUUGAUUAUGAACUUCCAGAUGGGCACCUAAUUCCCAUUGGCAAAGAGAGAUUCCUGUGUGCUGAAAUGCUCUUCAAACCAUCCUUGAUAGGAUCACAGCAGCCAGCACUUCCAUUGCUGACCAUGACCUGCCUCAGUAAGUGUGAUGCUGAUCUCAAGAAGCGGCUGAUGGGCAAUAUCUUGCUGUGCGGAGGCUGUACCCUGCUGAAGGGUUUCUCUGACCGUUUCCAGAGCGAGCUGACCAAGAUGUGCCCCAAUGAUGACCCCAUCGCAGCAGCAGCCCCUGACAGAAAGUUUUCUGUCUGGACUGGAGGGUCAAUUUUGGCAUCACUCAAUGCCUUUCAGCAGCUCUGGGUUUACAGAAGAGAAUAUGAAGAACGGGGUCCUUUCUUCAUCUAUAGGAAAUGUUUCUGAGUACAAAGUGGACAAGAUUGAGCUUAGAAUCAGUACGGCCACCCUGAGGGGACUGUAGAUGUCUAAGAACCUCUGUUUCUUUCUCAGAUACUGGUAACAAACCGAGCUGCUAAAAUGAAGUUUGGAUCUGUGUUCCACUGUGGCUGUAUUAAAUGCUCAUAGCAUUCUGUGUUGCACAUUAACAGCUUUUUAUCUCAUCUGUUUCAUAGGAAUUUUCACUAUAGCCUAUUUGACAAAAGAGGAUUUACCAGUGUAAAAGGGAUAUAGCAGCUGGUACAGACCCAUUGUCUAUUGCAGUGGUUUUCAGCCUGUGAUCCAGGGACACUGGGGGGCCAUAGACUAAGAUUUUCAAAGGGCUCCCUCACCUUCACUUGAAAUUUUUUAUAGAUUUGCAAAUGAAAAAAGGUUAAACUCCUGAUUAAGUGAUAGAGGAAAAACAGCACCACUUCCAGCAUCUACAGUGAGUCUGCUGCUGACCACCAGCUAUGGUCACAAUGGAAUUUUUCUGACUAAUAGGUUACCCCUUAGUGCCUCAAAUAGGUCCAGGCUGGUAGCCUAGAGUUUCAGAUUAACCGAAUAUGUAGCUCCAUGGUCCACUCUAGGUGUGCUAAACAGGUCUCCAGCAAUCUGUGGGCAGGGACCUUUGUCCUACUCCUUUUGAGUGUGUUUGG